CACGCCCCCAGCACGCACUCGCAUAGACUCGCCCAGGAGCAGAUGCCACGUGUUUAACAGCAGCCAGGGGACGAUGUCCACCGACACCGAGUCUCUAUCCUACUACUAUGGCUUCAUCACUCGCAAGGAGGCCGAGCGCUUCCUCAAGCGGGGCCGCCGGGACGGCUGCUACCUCCUCAGGGCCAGCCGCAGCCACCUGGGCGGCUUCGUGCUGAGCGUGCGCUACCGGAGGGGCCAGUGCAAGCACUACCCCGUGGUGCGCACGGGAGGAGGCCGCUUUGCCAUCGCGGGCGAGGCGGCCACCACGCUGGAGGAGGACGGCGUGGGCGCCGAGCACGCGAGCCCCUCCGAUUUGUGCUCCUACCACUGCCUCGUGGCCGACCGCCUCUGCUGCGUGCUCACGGACGCCGUGCAGAGGCCGCCCGAGUUCAAGCCCGGCUCCCCGCUCUUCGACGUCGUCAAGGAGAAGACGCUCCGCGCAUACGUGCGCGACAACUUAGGCCUGCAGGGCGAGGCGCUGGAGGAGUACCUGAGAACGCGGGGCCACGAGCUGGAGCCCAUGGUGGUGUCGACGCUGCACGAGCAGAUGGCGUGGUUCCACCGCAGGAUAACGCGCAGGGAGGCCGAGGCCAGGCUGAUGCGGGGCGGCCACGCCAGCAACGGCACCUUCCUGGUGCGCGAGCGCGACGCGGGGACGUACGCGGUGAGCUUGGUUCACAAGGGCCGCGUCAUCCACUACGAGGUGACGCGCGAUGCGGGCGGCCGCCUCCUCCUCGGCAAGUCCCAGUACGACACGCUGUGCCAGCUGGUGGAGUUCUACAGCAAGAAUUGUGGCGGCAUCGCACGGACCCUGCGCAAGGCGUGUGCCGCGCCAGACUUGGGUCCAAGGCUGCCUGACAAUCACCGCCACUCAGCGCCUCCAUCCCCACAGCCGCGCCGAUGGAUGACGCAUCUGCGCUACUCGCUUCCGCUGUUCCGGCGAGCACCGGCUCCGGCAAGAGGUGGAGAAUAUGACUUCCAAGACACCUGGCGGAACCUGUACGAGAUCAACCGGCGCGCGCUGCCGCACGAAACGCCGGUGUACAACAGCCUGUACGAGGACCCCGAGGAGGUGCGAGGGCGCGGCAUGUUCCUGCAGCGCGAGCGCCUCACCCUCGACUGCGGCAACCAGCUGGGCUCCGGCAACUUCGGCGCCGUCCUGCGCGGCAUCUACAAGUUCCAGAAGAAGGAGGUGCAGGUGGCCGUGAAGGUCCUCAAGCCCGUGGAGAACCAGGAGAUGCUGAAGAUCGAGCUGAUGAAGGAGGCGGAGCUGAUGCACCAGCUGGACCACCCGUACAUCGUGAGGAUGUUCGGGGUGUGCGAGGGAGAGGCGCUCAUGCUCGUCAUGGAGGUCGCCUACCUGGGCCCCCUCAACAAGUACCUCAAGGAGCACAAAGAGACGAUGUCAUCGACUCACCUGGCGGAGCUGAUGCACCAGGUGUCAGACGGCAUGAAGUACCUGGAGGAGCGCAGCUUCGUGCACCGCGACCUGGCGGCGCGUAACGUGCUGCUGGUGAGCGAGCGCUACGCCAAGAUCAGCGACUUCGGCCUCUCCAAGGCCCUGGCGGCCGGAGAGAGCUACUACAAGGCAAAGGUGUCGGGCAAGUGGCCGCUCAAGUGGUAUGCGCCCGAGUGCAUCCAGCACUUCGAGUUCUCCAGCAAGGGCGACGUGUGGAGCUUCGGGGUCACCAUGUGGGAGACCUUCACCUACGGGGACCGGCCCUACAAGGGCUUCAAGGCAGCCGAUCUGGUGGUCUUCCUGAAGGCCGAGAAGAGGCUGGACAAGCCCCCGGGAUGCCCUGAUGCCAUUUACGAGCUCAUGCUCAAGACGUGGAACAUCGACACCAACCUGAGGCCGUCGUUCUCGGAUAUUGAGGACGCGCUGGGCAGGUACCUCGCCGGGAAGUGAACCCACGGGGUCAUGGAGGAGACUCGUGGAGGAGUCUCACGGAGGACCACGAGUCCCGGAGAGACCCCGUGCGAGAUCCCCACCGACGCAACUCCGCACCCCGCACCCCGCACCUUCUCUCUCUCCUCCUCCUCCCGUAUGCGACGAGCCGGGGCCGGCGCGGCUCGGGACGCUCCGGGACGCGUUUCCACUGCGUAAACCGAGCCGUGCCGUUUGCGUCGCACGCGACGACAGGCGAGUCGGGACGUGCGUCGGCAGCGCAGCCAAUGACGUCGCACGUGGCCAACGCAUCGCGAGCCGUCCCCGUGGCCCCGCUCGGCCCCCCGAGCCGGCGUAGCACGGUUUGGUUUCCGGCUCUACAAAUAGGCAAUGGGAAACCACCCGUGCCGCGAGUGCUCCCGGGCUGGCUCGGCUCGGAUGUACCGGUUUUAAAAGAGUGAGUCGCGGUCCGGUCGGCCAAAAUCGAGGCUCGCUCGGCCGUCCGAAGAGUUGGGUCACGACGGCUUUGAGCCUGUCGCGCUCUGGGCUCUGCGCGGCAGCUUGUGACGUGGCCCUGGAGAGUCCGUCACGUGCCAAACUGAACGUUCGUGAAUGUCAGGGCUGGAAAGUCAUCGCAGUCAGGACACAACUCGAAUGAGACGGAAUCGUGUUGUUCACGUAGUCAUUGGUGACCGGCUGAUAUAACCAACUCACUGCACUUGAGAACCCGGUUUAAUCGCAGGUUGUUAAUUGGAUGGCAUCAUCAGCUAUGGUCUCUCCACUGCUGGAUAAAUGCUUGUCUACAACAUACAGCCUCCUCCACACACCACCCCGACAUGCGCACAUACACACACACGCAAAAAUAACCCCCCCCCCCCCCCGUAGAGCCUUCAGAGGCUGUUGGGGCAAGUGCUGUUAGCGAGCACUUAUGAAGGCCGGCACGGCACACGAGGGGGUGGGUGGCAGCACCACGCCCGACCACCUUUGUCUUCCCAGUGGCGAUGUUUACACACCGCACCAGGUACUCGUUUGAGACUGAGCCGACCUAGGGGAGGCCCAGAACCGGUUCAGGUAAUCGUCACUGGCGUUGGCCGUGAGCGGGAAUCGAACUCGGGUGACCGGGUUCGUAGUGCAGCGCGCACACCGCUCCACUACCGCUCCCCACAGACACACUCCAGACACACACUCACACACUCCCCUGACCCUCCACUCUUGUCCCUCUUUACUCGAACACAU
Lethenteron reissneri (Far Eastern brook lamprey) is the source of this 3163-nucleotide messenger RNA. RefSeq names its product tyrosine-protein kinase SYK-like. Gene Ontology annotation, biological process: intracellular signal transduction; protein phosphorylation. Gene Ontology annotation, cellular component: cytoplasm. Gene Ontology annotation, molecular function: non-membrane spanning protein tyrosine kinase activity; ATP binding. The record is from RefSeq and is a predicted model, not a curated record. NCBI's taxonomy places the organism in Eukaryota, Metazoa, Chordata, Hyperoartia, Petromyzontiformes, Petromyzontidae.